GCUAAUUAAAAAUCUUUUUUUGUCGAAAUGUUAUUAGUCAUUGUUUUUGUUUUAAUUUAGAAAAACCUAACUUCAAAUUAUUUAAUUCUGUACAAAUAAAAUUGUAAAGUUUUAAGUAGGAAUGAAAGAAUUCACCAAAACUCAGAAACAGCGAUUUAUAAUCUUUUGAAAGCUGUACAGCUCUCAUUGUUUAUAACGCGGGAGUUGUAAAAUUGUGGAGGGAAUCGCUCGUGCUUGCAUUUAAACUUUAAAGCCAGUUUCUCCACUAAGUACUGAAAAAUGGCCGCUAUAAGUGAACCCCAUUUUACGUCGCCUCUAAGAUCUCAAAAUAUGCUUACUACCCAUUAUUACACCAUCACGUCGACUCCGCCGUUUGCUUCGCACGAAAGAUGUCAACUGUUCAGUCCGGAGAGAAACAACGGAUUUCCGAUGACGCCAUGUUCGCCAUCGCUUCCCUGGAGUUCUCCGGAAUCAGGGGGUGAUUUGAUUAAGAGAGGCAGACCCAAGGCUGCCACCCUAACUUCCCUGAUCAGCCAUGGAUCGACAAAUAACGACAGUUCGAUCAAAUGUCCUACAUGUGGCAGGAUCUUUCCUAGAGAAAAAUCGCUGGCUGCUCAUAUGAGAACACACACUGGUGAGCGUCCUUACAUUUGUGACUACCCAAACUGCACAAAGGCAUUUUGUCAGAGUGGCCAGUUAAAGACUCAUCAGAGGCUGCACUCUGGGGAAAAACCAUUCAUUUGCUCUGUUAAGAGUUGCAACAUAAGGUUUACCCAUGCGAAUCGACACUGCCCUGACCACCCAAAUGUGGCACUUUUAAGGGAUGAUGACAACAUGCCUCUCCCCGCUGUCGAUGAAUCUUCCACUGCUCCCAUGGUCAGAGAAUGGCUCAGCAGGUACUUUUCAACUCGCCACGAAAGAACCCCAUACAAACAUCGACAGGCGUUGCACAGUUCAAGCACCAAACGAUCUCUCUUCAGCUCCCCAGAAUCAUUACCAGAGCAGGAAAAUGCUGAUCCUCUGGAAGAUGUAGCAACACCAAAGACUAAAAACAGAAAACAACUCUUUGCCCCGUCGACACUGGCUACCAUCAGUCUUGAUGCCAACAUCAACGAUGAACAUGAUCAGGAAAUUAGGACAAGUUGUGAUGGGCCUAGAAAAAGAUUGCUAGUCGAAUCUCUCACUACAGAGAAAACAUCGAUAGAAAGCGAUGACACCAUGAAAGGAGCAUUGGCUCUGUUGCAACUUGCUAAAGUUUUCAAAUGAAAAUAAAUUCAAUGACAAUCAAUUUGACUGUCCCAUGUACAUAUAUUUUAUUUCAUUUUUUCUCUACUGAUUUUAGCUUAUUGUCAGCACGCAAACACACAACUUAUUUAAAUAUUUAAUAAAUACUUGUUCUUAGUCUUUUGACUGAAGCCCAUCAUCCAGUUUAUUAAUUUAUUUAAAAAACAAAAUCCUAUUUUUAUAAGAUAGAUUUCACUUCAUUUUAAUUUGGACUGAUGUGGCUUCAACACACUAAAUUUUCUGUAAAUUUAUUUCAUGGUGUGUUUUAUUUUGCUUGUUUCACAAUUAUUUUACUAAUUUUUUCAUCUAAAUUUCACAAGCUGUUGAACUUCAAUUUUGAAAAAUUUUAAAUAAGCUAACUAUAUGUGUAUAGUUUGACACCUAUUCUGGCUUACACUCUCUGCAUGCUAACUGUAUGUUGAAUAGCAAAGCAAAAUAAUGCUGGAAUUUAGGCUAGCAGCCAAUGGUUGUACUAUAAUUGUAUGCACCUGUAGGAAUGUCACGUAAAAAUAUGGCUUAGUUUUAUAAAAAGAAUUUUAUUUUAAAAUAAAUUAGAACCAUUGUGUAUUUAUUUUUAACUUCAAGAGUUGAUUUGUGAUUGUU
This is a messenger RNA of Helobdella robusta, 1887 nucleotides long. RefSeq lists its product as hypothetical. Gene Ontology annotation, molecular function: RNA polymerase II cis-regulatory region sequence-specific DNA binding; DNA-binding transcription factor activity, RNA polymerase II-specific. Gene Ontology annotation, cellular component: nucleus. Lineage: Eukaryota; Metazoa; Annelida; Clitellata; Rhynchobdellida; Glossiphoniidae. The record is from RefSeq and is a predicted model, not a curated record. The coding region runs from base 280 to 1266 and encodes 328 amino acids. Gene Ontology annotation, biological process: regulation of transcription by RNA polymerase II; central nervous system development. The transcript has 4 exons.